CGAUAUGAAAUAUGAAUAACGUUAAUGUGUCUACGAUAUUGUGAACAACACAUCUAUAGAGUGGUCUAAACGUGUAAAAGUGUUUGGUAGUUGGCUUACCCGGUAAAAUUUCAUGAUGAAUUUUAUAUUGUGAAAAAGUGAGAUGAGUGAAGUGUAAACAUUAAAGCGUACAGCAGGUUUUAAUUAUACAAUUAUACACACGGAUACAAAAUUGCACUUACACGAGCAAUAUCAAAUCACAAUAUGUGUCUCAAUAGUAUAGCUCACAGAGGGCACAAUGGAGGAGCAAGCGUGUUUGGUGCGCGCGCGCUCUGAUUCCGAGACGUCGUCGAAGCUCGGCAGCUUUGGGUCUAUAGCGCAUACCAUGACGUAUACCGAGGAUAGGCUGACGGCUGCGGAAGGUAGCGGCGAGCCUGGCAAUACUACCAACAUGGCUGCCGUGCCACCGGACAACGACGCGAACGAUAGCGGGGAACUACUCGAUUAUAAUGAUUCGAGUGUUCUCGAACAGUUCCAUGAGGAUGCUUUGCGACAGGCGGGUUGCGGUUUAUCGCAAGCGCGCGUGAUGCUAGCGGUCGGGCUGUCGGUUAUCGGCUCGGCGUUGGAGAUGUCGUCCAUACCGUUUGUGUUGCCAUCCGCCGAGAUUGAGCUGUGCGUGUUGCCGCAUGAGAAAAAUUGGCUGGUGAUGAUCAGCAUAAUGGGUGGGUCGCUCGGUGCGGUGGGGUGGGGGGCGCUCGCUGAGAGACUGGGAAGGAGACGAGCGUUGUUAUCAGCACUUGCUGUGAACGCUGUGUUCGCUGCUAUAGCGGCUUUCAUGCCUACGUACGGGACUUUUAUGAUGGCCAGAUUCUGUUCAGCCAUCGGUUCCGGGGGCAUAAUACCGACCGGGUACAUAUACUGCAGCGAGAUGAUAUCCCGGACCCGUCGGACCCUGCCCCUGGCUAUGUUCCCCGCGUGUAUGGGCAUCGGGAUCCUAAUAGCGGCCGGGUUGGCGAAGGCAAUACUGCCCUACACUGGGGCAGAGGCACUUAUCGAGAAUAAGGAGCAUUUUAGCGCGUGGCAUAGAUAUCUCCUACUAUGCAUGUUGCCAUUGCUAGCGUCGCUCAUAAGUUUGAUAUGGACGCAGGAAUCGCCGCGGUAUUUACUAGAUGUUGGGAGGGAAGUUGAUGCCAUGAUGGUGUAUCAGAGCAUACACAGCGGUAAUCAAGUCCGUUUGUGUGGCAAGUCGAAUUUGACGAGCGACUCGGAGUACAGACUGGGCGAGCUAUCUCUGCCAGGCAAGAGGAGGCCGCCGGCGUUGCAUCAUGUGAGGCAUAGUGUUAAAAUGUUCUGGCAGACAUUUUUUCAACUAUUCUCGAAUACGUAUAGAAGUACUACACUGUCCCUCGGCGGGACAUUGAUGUUCUCUAUGGCCAUAUCGUUCUACCUAUCCGCCUAUGUACCGGCUAUAGUACAAGAUAUGGAAACCGAAGCAUUCGCACUGUCAAAGCGAAAUAUUCUCAACAUAACAUAUGAAAACGAACAUUACAAUGAGACUUUGGAAAAUAUAGAUUUCACCGACGUUACGUUCAGAAACGUGACGUUCAGGGAUAUGUUGAUGUCGCAUGUUGGGUUUCUGAACUGCACCUUCGUGAAUGUCGCGUUUUCGAACAUAAAGACUUCGUACACGAGUUUCAAGGGAUCGCUGUUUGUUAAUACUACCAUGAUAGACACGGACAUGGAGGUCGGUCGGGAGUUGGACGCAGCUUGUGUGUUAGUGGGCAGCUCCGUGCGGGGGGUUCGUGGGGGGUGUGCUUCUAGGGCUGACCUGGCUGGCACACUGAGGGCGGCUUUACAUGAACAGACGUUCGGCGCACACGCAGCACUACUAGCGGCUCCGCUAACUGCAGCCCCGCUAUGGGCGAGGCCCCUGGUCGUCCUGUGCAGCGCUCUAGUAUUGCUAUCUCCCUCUAUCUACUUCGCGCAGAUAGAGACAGCACUAUACGUGGUCGAGGCUGCGUAUAGGCUCAUUGUGACUGUUAUAUUCUUCACUAUAAGCAUAAAAGUGGUCGAUGGAUAUCCGGCUAAUUUGAGGUGCACAGCGCUAGGGCUAGUGCUGGCGGGUGCCUACAUGUGCGGUACGGCGGCCCGCGGAGCCCCCGCAGCCCCGCCCCCCGCCAGCGCGGCCCUCGCUGCAGCCCUAGCGGCCGCCGCAGCCCUGGCCGCGAGGGCCUAGCGUGGAGUCUUCACGAUGUGGAUUGUGUGAUUUCGAAAAGUGAAGUUAUCCCCUACCACCAUCGGGACAUCGAAUCAUAUUAUUUUUAAAAGGCAGCCAUUUUGAAUCGAACAGUAACAAAAAAUCAUAUUUUUUUAUAAGUGAAAAAAAAAAUAUUUUUUAGUGAUUUUUUUUUAUAUAUUAGCAGCUAUUGUACUUUCAUGAACUGUAGAUUUUUUGAAUCGGAUUGUUUUGUUUUUUUUUUUUUGUAAAAAAAAUGGUAGGAUUAUAUGAAGUGAACGGAGAACUUCCCUUUUUUGAAGUCGGUUAAAAAUUAAUACGUAUCCUCUUUAAUAAAUAUAAGCAAGGCUGAUUCUGUAGCUGUGUGUUCGUAGCUAGACAUGACAUAUUGAAUGGAUGGACAAUUUUCGAUGGAAUGUACGCUCACUAUUCAUUUAUAUACGUAAACCUAAAAUGUAGUUAGUUAAACAUAGGUCGAAAUUUGAGAAUUGAAAAAAAAAAUUUUUUUUUCAUUUUUUUUUUUAUAAUUAUGUCAAUUCUCAUGAAUUAUUUUGCAUAUCAUAAUAUUAUAUCUUUAGUUGUAAAGUAGAUAAUAAUAAAAAAACACGAUUAUAUUUACUCUUCCUUUGAUCUCUACCUUUCUGUAUAUUGGAAAAUAAAUUAUUUUUUGUCUAAAACUGAAAUUGUUAA
This is a messenger RNA of Colias croceus (clouded yellow), 2905 nucleotides long. RefSeq names its product synaptic vesicle glycoprotein 2C-like. Gene Ontology annotation, biological process: transmembrane transport. The record is from RefSeq and is a predicted model, not a curated record. The coding region runs from base 278 to 2215 and encodes 645 amino acids. NCBI's taxonomy places the organism in Eukaryota, Metazoa, Arthropoda, Insecta, Lepidoptera, Pieridae. The transcript has 15 exons. Gene Ontology annotation, molecular function: transmembrane transporter activity.